AUGGAGGAAGAACAUGAGGAGGCCGUCUAUCCUAGAGAAGAAGAUGGAAGAAAUUCUACAAGGAAAGGGGGAGGCUCAAACAACGGCUGUGGUGGUGGCGGCGGCGGCGAUGGUGGUGGAAACAUUGCCAGUGGAGGCGAUGGCGGUGGUGGAAACCAGGCAUGGAACGGUGAAGGUGGCGGCAGCGAUGGUGGCGAAAGUGUAAAAUGGGGUGGCGAUGGCGGUGUGGUCGUAAAGUGCGAUGGCGGUGGUGGUGGUGGCUCUGAUGUUGGCGGCACCAAUGGUGGCGGCGGACUGUGUCUACGAGUCCAUGGCCGUGAUGACAUGGUGGUGGCGGAGGCGGUGGCGGCGGCGGCGCUCGAGCAGAGAUUUCUGGCAAGAGAUGAUAGUGUAAUGAGUUCCCGAAAGAAAAUGAACUGCCUAUUACCUUGA
Molecule: messenger RNA, 432 nt
Organism: Selaginella moellendorffii
Lineage: Eukaryota; Viridiplantae; Streptophyta; Lycopodiopsida; Selaginellales; Selaginellaceae
Product: glycine-rich cell wall structural protein 1.0-like
Exons: 3
Coding region: 1-432 (143 amino acids)
Source: RefSeq, a predicted model, not a curated record